This is a messenger RNA of Rhincodon typus (whale shark), 1960 nucleotides long. Its product is annotated as phosphatidylinositol 4-phosphate 3-kinase C2 domain-containing subunit alpha-like. The transcript has 2 exons. Bases 106 to 1254 code for a protein of 382 amino acids. The record is from RefSeq and is a predicted model, not a curated record. Lineage: Eukaryota; Metazoa; Chordata; Chondrichthyes; Orectolobiformes; Rhincodontidae.
UGGGCCAUAGUAAUUAAUAAGAGCUCGAGGUUCUGAUUUUUGGGGACUUCCCAGCUAAGAAUACUUGGACUUGCUCUGAUAAAUGGGAAUCUAUCAGUUAACAGCAUGGCCCAAAUAUCCAGUCGAAAUGGAUUCAAACAGUCAGCACCUGCAACAGUGGGUUACUCUGGGAAACGAGCUGUUGGCAAAGAGGAAGCCCUGCAAAUGGAGGCUGAAGCCUUGGCUAGGUUGCAGAAGGAGAGAAGCCAAAGUUUAAAGGAGGAUCAUCCGGUGAGGUCUGCCAGCAAUGCAUGUCAGAAAUAUCCAAAUACCGUCCAGGAAUAUGAUCUUAUUCACUUCCCUGAGGCAGAAAGCUCCAAGAAACAAGCUGCUGAUGCCCUGUCUGACCUAGAUAUAGAGAAUCUAACUUCAGCCGAACUGGAAAAACUGUUGUUGGACAAAAACUUUGGUCCUAAAAAAAUAACUCGACCUCAUACAUUACCAAGUACCCCUCUUGUAAGUCCAUCGUUCUCAAGCCCAUUUUACAAUCAGGCACUGUUUUCUGGGGGACAGUGGACAGGUGGAAUACAGGGGCCUGUGGUCCAAACAAGUGCUUAUCGUGCAAGACCAGUGACAUACCCUAAACAGCCUGAUCCAUUUCAAAACGGUUUUGGACCUGUUCCUGGACGGUCUUCAUACCGACCUUCAGAGCCUAUUUAUAUUGGCCUUCAUGCACAUCAGUACAUGCCUUUCCCACUCCAGACUACUACACCUGUACGCCCUGCAGGAGUUAUUCCACCUUAUUCAGCAGUACCACCUGAACUGGCAAAGCUAUAUGAUAAAAUAGCCAGCACAUCAGAAUACUUGAAAAAUAGCAAGUCGAGCAAUGAUUUGGAAUCGUCCAGUACUAUGGUUCCUAAGUUACCAGUUUGUGAAAACUCAAACGAUGUUAGCAAGUUUGACUGGCUAGAUCUUGACCCACUCAAAGCGAGGAUCGAAAACCUGGAGUUGUCGUACAGCGCAACGGAUAUUGAGGUGAAAGUAGACGCAGGCACUGUUGCUGGGGAUCCUUGGGAGCAAGUGCUACAAAAACAAAGUCCAUCAGAAAGCAGCCCACCUGACAUUAAGAGCAAGGUGGCAUCAUUCAAGCAGCCAAGUGGGAAAUCUCCAUCUGGAGUUUCAGUGACACGAAGUUUAUCUCUUAACCUACGAUCCACAAGUUCACAGCUUUCUGACAGGGGACGGAACAACAAAUCUUUGCAGGUACGAGAUUGAAACACAUUGUAUCUUGCAUGAUGCUUCAGUUUUCUAUCUCUUAACUGAUAAGCAAAUGUGACUAUUUUCUGAACUUUCGGGCUAUGAUAGUUUGUCAAGUGUUGUAAGGCAUAUUACUGUUUAAACACUAAUUGUGGUAUAACUUGGUAGUUAUACCUUUUUCAUAACAUUGCAAGAACAUGAAUGGGAGCAGAAAUUGGCUCUUCAAGCCUAAGCAGGCAUCCUAAGAGAUUAAGAUGUUGAGUUUGAAAGAUCUUUGAAAUGGUUUUCAUAAUGGCACUUUGAGGUCUGCUCAAGGUGAGUACUUAGUGAGUUAGAAUAGGGACAUAAGAAACUACUGGGUGUGUGGGGGUUCUGAAUUGUCAUGUGGGUAUAAAAAGUGGUUUGGGACUGAGAACCUAAGAUUUUACAACAUAACUGGGAUGCCAAGUGGUCUUUAAACUAGACCCUCACUGUACCCAACUAUGCUCCACUUCUGGAGGCGCAGGGCCUAAUUUUCCUACAUCCAUACCCUGUAAGAGAUUGACUGACUGACUGACUGACUGAUCUAGCUUAACUACACCUUUCCAUGCUAUUCCUACAUCCUUAAUUAUUUUUCUUACUACUGUAAACAUUCUCAUCCUUCAAAGUUCUGAAUGCAGAAAUUUUCUGUUCCUCAUGUAAAUGGCUGAUCCCUUUAUUCUAACAUUGUGACCCAGUUUUCUGG